Messenger RNA from Myxocyprinus asiaticus (Chinese sucker), 998 nucleotides. It is a transcript of the gene ndufaf3, whose product is annotated as NADH:ubiquinone oxidoreductase complex assembly factor. Bases 218 to 760 code for a protein of 180 amino acids. Gene Ontology annotation, cellular component: mitochondrial inner membrane. Lineage: Eukaryota; Metazoa; Chordata; Actinopteri; Cypriniformes; Catostomidae. The record is from RefSeq and is a predicted model, not a curated record. Gene Ontology annotation, biological process: mitochondrial respiratory chain complex I assembly. The transcript has 6 exons.
UCUCCCGCGGGGAAGUGCAGUGCGUUCCGCUCCGUAGAGUUGAAGGCGAACAGAGAGCGAUACAUCACCGCACUGACGCGUCUGCCUCGCGUUAGUCGCGCUGUCUGAGGACAGUUAAAAACCGGAUGUUGAUACCGGAAGUGUGUGCGGGUGAAAUGUGUCGUGUGAGCAGCAGCAGCAGCAGUAGCAGUGCGUGAGUUCCGCGUGUUCUGCACUGAUGAUGGCCGUCACGAGGUUACUGUCACCGGCGUCCGUUCACGGUCUGCGCCUCGGAGCGAGAACUCUUCCACAUCUCAUCCGAAGUGUUCAGGUUCGGAGUCACAGACUCGGUCCAGCAGAUGAUGAGAUCUAUCAGAAGACUUCAGUGUCAGUGCUACAGAAGGAGGCGUCAGGAGGAACCAUCAUCUACAGUUACAGUCCACGAGGAUUCAACAUCGAUGGGAAUAAAGUGUUCGGACCCUGUGCUGUUAUACCGCCCGCUAUACUGCAGUGGAAUGUGGGCUGUCACACAGAUAUAACUGUGGAGAGUUUGUCUCUGUUUUAUCUGCUGGAGCCGCGGAUUGAGGUUCUGGUGUUGGGAACCGGAUCUCGUACUGAACGUCUGGAUCCAAACGUUCUCGCAUUCCUCAAGAAGAAAGGAAUUGCUGUAGAAAUCCAAGACACGCCGAACGCAUGUGCGACAUUCAACUUCCUGUCGAGUGAGAGGCGAAUAACAGCGGCCGGUUUGAUUCCUCCUACAGCGUUGACAGUCAUGGAAUAACAGUAUCAUAUUACAUAUAUGUUAUAUAAUAUUUUAAUAGAAUAACAGCAUCACAUGACCAGACAAACAGCAAUGUGAUUAAAUCUGUGUGAGAAUCAUUAUAGAACUAAAAACAUGAAUAACCUGUUUUAUUAUUAGUCCAUGUCAUUAUAAAUUAGAUUUGUGUGCGAUGAUGAUGAUUGUGUGUAUGGAUGCAGAGAUUAAAGCUGUGUACACAGAUGUGUGUGUCCUACAUUGA